CAAACAUUUGAGAACCACUGGUCUAAAUAAUAAUUAGUCCUGCCAUGAGUGCAGGGGACUGGACAAGAUGACCUAUUGAGGUCCCUUCCAGUCCUAUGAUUCUUUGGAAAGGACUGUAGAAUAAGAGAAUGAAUGGUGGUUUCUCUACUCCGUCCUUGUACAUGAUGGCAGGACUGACUUGAUCAUCCCAAGACCGUGCCUGAAAGAUCACUGCUGUAGCCUAGAAAACCUGGAGGGAUGGGGAUUCUCCAUCCACCUGUGGCAGCUUAUUCCAGGGCUGUUGCUGAGCUUUUCCCAGUCACUGUUCUGUGAACAAGGCUUGGUCCUUGAAGCUUGGUGACUAGUACUCAUGGCCCCUCAACACUGGGCCUGUGUGCCGGCCCUGCUAGUCAGCUGUGCAUGCUCUAAUCUGCAGUGGAACAAGGGCUGCUCUCAGAAUCACAAGAGCAAGCAGCCAGCGCUCACAGAUCAGACAGAAUCAAAGCUAAAAUGCUUCCUGGCUCUGCAAUGGUGCAAACCGCUCUGAGUUUGAAUUGAUCUAACCUCAGAAGUUUCAACUUACUGACUUGAAAUGUUCAUAACUUUAACACUCCGUAACUGAUUUUCUUCAAUCUUGGCUUAUUUUGAUUUUAAAAAUGAAGUAUGUCUGUCAGUGUGAGCUGCAGCCCACUGAGCAGGAGGGUGUGAGAGAAGUUGGUGUUAUAUAGGGUGUUAACAGACAGUUUGGUGUAACGAGGCCAUGUGUUGAAACAUAAGCAAAAGGGAGCAGCAGAGUUGAGUGGGUUGAGUCUUCUGCCUUCAGUGCUGUCCCUGACUUCAUAAUCUUGUUGCUGGGUGAAUGGCAUCUUGUUGCAUGGACUUGCUGUGUAGAGUGAAGGGAGCUGCCAGUACUCAGCUAUGUCUGAGAAGCAACGGGUUACCUGGAAGUGGGGAAAGCCCUGCCCUGCUGCUGGAAAUGCUCUGUCCUAGAUUUCAUGCGUUUCCCUCUCAAAUCUACAUAAUCCCGCUGUUCCCCCAAUGUCCCUUUCCUCAGCCAGGCUGAGGGAAGUGGUGAGGAGUUAGCACAGACGGCCACAAGGCAGAAGGUGGCUUUCAAACAUCAGUACUUAUCACAGUAGCUUCCCCCUCUCUGCGGUGUGGUGCUUUGCAUCUCUCAAAGCACUGCCCAGAAGAGAAGAAUUGGUCCAUCUCCCACCGGGGGAAAUCUGAGGCAAAGAGCCUGGGACCUGCCCAAAUCUGCAAAGGGAGGUGGUAUCAGAAGAGAUCAGGUUCUUGGGUGUUCCUGGCUCCAGUCCUGUGCUCGGGCCAGUAAGUGACUCAGCGUCAGUCUCUGCCCUCCUCCCGCUUGGAGAGCUGCAGCUGGGUGGGGCUUUGCACAGACACCCUUCACCCUACAGCAUUGGGAAUGUUUUUAUUGAAGGGUUUGUGUGUGUGUAUGAAGUCAUGUGCCAACGGUUGUUAAACAUGGGCCUCAUUAAACAUGCAGUCUGUUCCUUUGCAUUAUCGUGUGAAUUUCCUUCUGCAUGUUCCUGGCCAACACGGACAGACUUACCUUUCCUGUGUUCGCAACGUCCGCUUGCUGACUAGCCUCCGUCCUGUCCUCAAAGGCUUCUCUCAGCUGCCCUCCUCCGACUGGGCUAAUUUCAGUCAUGUUCCGACUGAUUCUACUGGCAACAAAGAGCUGGGUUGGAAAGAACUGGGCUGUGUUCGCUCAUGCCCUGACAGCGCAGAGCCCCACACAGCCCGCACACACUGUUCCUAGGCACAGCUAUGGCCCCGCCCACGAGGAGCCAAUGAAACCAUCUCUGAAGGCAGCAUGGCGUCCUGUGCCUCGGGGCCGGGAGCUGGCAUUCCUGGCGCGGAGACUCCCUUCCUCACUCUAGGCCUUAGUUUCCCGCUGCUGCAGCUUGGAGAUCAUGUUCGCCCACAUCGGGGAAGUGGUGACGGUGUUGUCACCCGCCUGAGCCACAGGGGCAGCUGAGUGGCACUGAAGCAAUGGGUUAAAUUCCGAGCGGUUGUGAGAGGUGAUGUAAGACUUGCAGCCCCGCAUUGGGCCGAGCGGCUUGGAGGUGCAUGCUCAGGAGCCGGUGAAGGUGUGAGUGAAAGGAAGCGGGGGAGGGGGCAGCUAGUGUUGAAUUUUGCACCUUUUACUCCCUCUUAGGGUUUUGGGUUCCUGUCUGGCCCCUCAGCUUGAGAGUUAUGUCACCCCCGCCCCCUCCCUGGGUGAUGUAGUGGGGAUGUGGGUGGGAGUCCGGGGUGAUGAGACAUGCACAGAGAGAGGUGACUUGUCCCCUCUUGCAAUCCCUCUGGACUCAGCGGCUUGGGCCGGGUAUCUAAUCCCCACCUUGCUCCAGCCAUGGUGGCUCCAGGGUGCUCUGGGAGGCUGCAGGGCAUCGAGGGAAGGCUCCUCCCUCGACCCCUUUGUGAGAUAGUGGGAGGCUGGCUGGGCGGGUUGCUCCAGCCGCACUCUCCAGGCUGUGUUCGGUGCCACCCCCCCACCCCAGGACGGGUGUGGAACAAACCAAACAAGCAAAGGUUACAACAGCAGUUCAGUCAACAGCAGCCUGCGAGGGAGAAAGGCGCCUGGGUGCUGAGCACCACCACCGCCUGCAGGAGCUCAGCCCAGGAGGAGGAGCUGGGAGGCUUUUUGCUCUGGAAUCAACAGAAAAGGCUACAGCCAGCAUGGACGCGACGAGUGGAGGGAAGGACGUGUCAGCGCUGUCCAAUGACAAGAUCUUUGUGCUGACUCGCGUCUACCUGGUGGCCUUAUCUCUGAGCCUCGUCGGCAGCAGCUCGGUCCUUGCUGUAGCCACCCUCAGGAGGAGGUGCUUCCACAGCCAGCUGCGCCCCCUCUUCCUGCUCUCCCUGGCAGACUUCCUGGCUGCCUUGGUGCUGAUCAUCACGGCUGCCAUCCAGCUCCUUCCAGCCCAGCUCUUCGUCCUGGCUUACGAGUUCUGCCCCUACGGCCUGAUGCUGGCCAUGAUGUUCUACGCCAUCUCCUUCCUGAUGGUCAUUGUCUACGCGUACGAGGUGAACCGCACCAUCCGUGGCUGGAGAGUGACGCACGAGCCAGCUCCGCAGGAGAGAAGCAGGUGCAUGGAGAGGGCGCAGCACUGCCUGCCCUACGUCCUGGCCUGGCUGCUCCCCGCCCUCACGUUCCUGGGCCAGCUGCUGUUCAGAGGCACGUCGGUGAGAGACAUCGCUCCCACGUCCCUCAAACCCGUCAUGCCCCAUACGGCCAACCGCUCCCGAGGGGCCGACAGCCUGUACUGCUCCAGCUGCCUGAUCCUCAUCCACCGCUCCCAGGACGUCUGCUAUAAGUACAUGGGCGGGAAGGACACUGGCCUGGAGAUGAAAAUCCUCUUCUUCAUGUACCUGCUGCUGGUGCUCAGCUGCAGCACGUUCCUCUACUGCAGGGUGAAGCGCUGGUGCAGGAGGAACAAUGAGGUGCGGUUGCUGAACAUGGAGAAUGACGGCUUCGCCAGCAGGAACAUCCAGAGCGUGUGCAAAAUUUCUCGCUGCUUCCAGCUGGUUUUCCUGAUCUGCUGGACACCAGCUUUCCUGCUCAGCAUCCUCUCCUUCACCAGCAUCGAGCCCACCUCCAUCUUUGCACUGCAUGUUGCCAUGGCCCUGACCAUGUCCCUCCAAGGGCUCCUGCACAGUUUGGUCUAUGGCUGGCUGCGGCAGAACUUCCGCCAGGAGGCUCUGGGGGAGACGCUCCCCUUGAGACACUACCCCGGCCUCAAAGCCUUCUAUGAUGAAUCGUUUGGGGUUGAGUGCUAGGAGAGUGCCUGCAUCGUUCUCUGCUGAUGGGCACUACACAGCUUCUCUCCUCACUGGGGGCUGAUCCCCCUGGACACUGCACCAGGCAACAGUUAGGUACUAAGGAAUCAGCCCUGUACUGACUUUGUGGUGCAGCCUUCCUGGAAAACCGGGACCUGCACUGAUUUCACCACCCUCCUGGAUUUUGAGAAAUAACUUUGCAAACACAGAGUUGUAGCCACACCUGCUCCUGGAAGCAAGCUGGCUGGAGAGGCUGCUCCUUAGUCAAAGUAGCAAAAUCAUUAGCAACUGUCAUGUGACCAACUGUGGUUUGCUUAAGGAGUGUUAAAGGCCCAGAGCUGAUGCUGGCUGCAAGGGAGAAGAGGCCAAGAUCUCACUCAAAUUCCCUCCCCCAUACACUACUGUCCUUCCCUCAUCUCUAAAGUAGCUUCUGCAAAAGGCUGGGAGUGGCAGCCUCCCCUCACCUCCCCAGUGGGGACCGUGGGGCUGCUCCAGGCCUCUGUGAGAGGGAAGGGAGCUUGAAGGAACGGUGGCUAUCGCUACGACAAGGCCACAGCAUUUAGAGGAGAAGCUCUGUGGAGCAAUUCUGUUGUACAAUUGAUUGAUUCCAUUAGCUGUGGGGCCUAGAGCCCCAGUCAGGGAGCAGGACCCUGUCUGUGCCAGGCGCUGUACCCAGCUCUGAGUGCGUUCGUGGCCUGGGAACUCACAGGGUCUCUUUCCAGCCCGUAAAUUCAAACAACAUGGACAAAGAUAACUGGGGUGCAGAGAGCUCCCAUGAGGGAUUUGGGCAUCCCCCCCACUGCUGGCAAUGGAAUCUUGUGGCUGGCCAGAGGAGGCAGGAGAGCUUGCUUGGCCCUCAAUUGCCAUCUUUACCCACUUGAGAAUAAAAAAGCCUUAACCCUUUCUUCCCAAGCUGGCUUCACCUGUAUUCCCUCCCCCAGCUCCACGACGUGUAAGGUGUUCACAGUGCGUUGUCUGGCAGAGCACCUCGCAGGGCUCAAAGGCGGAUGCUUAGCCGCUCCUCAUCCUUCCUGCCCCUGGGUAAAACAAAACCCAACCCCGGAGCGGCUCACCUCCUUUUCUGCCAGGGAUGAAGGGGUUCUUGGCUAAUGCCCCAGAAUGAAUACAGCUGACAGCCCUAGAAGCUCUCCCGCUCCCUCCUGUGCGCACUCAGGCUUAAGCCUUGUCAGUGCUAACCCGCCUCGCCCCCGGCUAGUUAAAAGCCAGACCAACCCUGUCUCAGGUCUGGCCCUGGUGGUGGUGGCUCCCAAGGGCUGAAAUUGCACCUCACUGAACAGCAGCUGCUGCUUCGUAGGGGCAGAGGAAGACAGCUGCCCUGCCUGUCCACAAGGCUGGUGCUGGAGCAGUGGUGACCUCUCUGAACUCUCCUGCCACAGCUGGCUUGAAUGAGUCAGGCCUGACCCACAUAGCAAACCAGCCCCAUUGUGCCCAAAUAUUUACCCAUGUGCUGUAAGGCCCCUUUCCCUUCAUUGCCACCCAAACCCCUAGGAGCUGCAUAGCAGACGAGUUUACUCCUGGGGGAAUUCAGCACCACUGCGCAUGUGCAGAAUUUGUCUCCUGUCCGUCUCCCCCCCCCAAUUUCUUUGCUUCCCCUCAGAAAAAUCUGACUUUCUGAUGGGGCAGCAAAGG
Mauremys reevesii (Reeves's turtle) is the source of this 5433-nucleotide messenger RNA. Its product is annotated as transmembrane protein 116-like. The record is from RefSeq and is a predicted model, not a curated record. NCBI's taxonomy places the organism in Eukaryota, Metazoa, Chordata, Testudines, Geoemydidae. The transcript has 12 exons. The coding region runs from base 2683 to 3783 and encodes 366 amino acids. Gene Ontology annotation, molecular function: G protein-coupled receptor activity. Gene Ontology annotation, cellular component: plasma membrane. Gene Ontology annotation, biological process: adenylate cyclase-activating G protein-coupled receptor signaling pathway.